Molecule: messenger RNA, 4738 nt
Organism: Malaya genurostris
Lineage: Eukaryota; Metazoa; Arthropoda; Insecta; Diptera; Culicidae
Product: histone-lysine N-methyltransferase PRDM16-like
Exons: 9
Coding region: 818-3982 (1054 amino acids)
Biological process (GO): regulation of transcription by RNA polymerase II
Cellular component (GO): nucleus
Molecular function (GO): DNA-binding transcription activator activity, RNA polymerase II-specific; RNA polymerase II cis-regulatory region sequence-specific DNA binding
Source: RefSeq, a predicted model, not a curated record
ACAGACAGACAACGGUACGCCACACACCAUAACCGAGGACGGAGCCCGCGCUGCGAAAUCCUUGGUCCGGGACUAACUAAACGAAACUUGAACAGCUACGUGUCUCGGAUCUUUGGGCUAGUGCUGGUUAGUGCCUGUGCAGUUUUUGACGUGAGACCUUUCGAGCCUAAGUUCUAUUCGUACCGGUGACGACGUGUGAACGAUUAGCAUAGGCGAACGUUCGCCCCGCUGGCAUGUGGCGUUGUGCGGGGGCGAAUGAACCGUUCUUUCCGAAUUGAAAACAGUUGCUACCGAUUGAUUGACCCAGCGUUUCGAUAGAAGAUAGUUUUAUUGACCAUAGAGUAUUCGUUGUUUUAAGACCGAUCGAUUUUCGGCCCCGUGAUUUUUGCGAUUUGAUACUAAGUUCCACCAGCUUAUCGCUACGAUUUAUUUGCUCUCGUUGAUUUGACCACAAAUCUACUCCUUAACGGUUAAUGGGCGUUCAUUAAUUUUCGGUUGUUUGUUUUGUGCUUCAAGUACAAGCAGGUCACGUGACUCAGUGCGUUCGAAUCGUGAUCAUUCGUGCGUGUGAAACAGUGAAUAGUGCCGAAGAAGUAGAGAAAUGAUAAAUAAUUCUAAUUAGGAUAUAAAUGUUUAUAGUGAUCCCCUGGAAAAGUUGUACGGAUUCUUAUUAACGCCUAGUGCUAGUGAAAAGAUUAGGUUGACGUGGUUUGAUUUAUUUGGGCACGAGACUACAAAUCCGGAGUAUAAAACUCCAGGGAACAAACUGUGGAUGUGGACAACAUCGGAGGCGAGCUGAGCCAGCCACUUUCGUGAUAUGGUUGACAUCGAAUUAAUGAUGCCAGGCAGCAGUGGAGACGAAUCGGACUCCUCGCGUGGAGCACCCACCAAUUUAGAAGUGCCUCCGGGGUUGCAGGUUGUCCCGUUGAAUCAGCUUCACCACCAAAGUAAUGGCAAUGGUUCUGUAGUAGAUGAAUUAGAACAGAGGAAGCGACGAAAGCAGUUGCACACUGUGGAACAGUUCGUGGAGCAGAUGGCUCGGCUUCAACAAGCGCCGCCUGAUCUGGACAUUCACAGCAGCUCGGUGGUGGCUAGUAAACCUAUCUCCAAAGGCACCCAGUACGGACCGUUUCUGGGGCUUCAAUUUCAGUUCAUGAACCAGCACGGCUGGCUGGAUGCGACGCUUGAAACAACCAACUGGUCAAGAAAGAUCCGCAGCGCCAGCAGUUUGGCGGAAGUAAAUGUGCAAGAACACGUCAAGGACGGUUAUCUAUGGUACGAAGUCAUAUGUGAUAUCUGCCCCGGGCAGGAACUGGUCAAGAGGCCUCCCAGAGGGAUCCCAGUGCACCGGGGGGAAAGCUUUGAUGACAGAAGCGAUCGUGGUUCAGGAUCCCAACAUAGUGAGGCUUUUGAGGACACGUAUAAUACGUCGGCGGAUUUCGAUUCUAGUCAUAAGGAUCAGUUGCAUCAUCUUAACAAUAAUAACACAAGUAGCAGUCAUCUUAACACCACUGGCAGCAGUGUCGACCAGAGCAGUCGUAAUUGCAGUAGCAACAGUAACAGUAACAGCAACGGCCACAACGAGCAGGACAUCAACGUAAACGGUGACGACGACGAAGACGAGGAGGGGAUCGACGCUCGUUGCGUCGUUUGUGACCAAAAGUGUCAGGAUAUCGAUCAGCUCGACGAUCACUUGGUGAUCUCGCACCAUUAUCCGAAGAACGCCUACCGGUGCGAGCUCUGUCCACGAGCGUACUGCUAUCGACCGUCAUUGCUGCGACAUCGUGCCAUCGUACACGGCGAAGUCAAACGAUAUCCGUGCGAAAAUUGCCCGAAGGUCUUCACCGAUCCAUCGAACCUUCAGCGACACAUUCGUACCCAUCACGUGGGUGCCCGCAGUCACGCCUGCCCCGAGUGCGGUAAAACCUUUGCGACCAGUUCCGGACUCAAGCAGCACACGCACAUACACUCCUCGGUCAAGCCGUUUCAGUGUGAGUUUUGCUUCAAGGCGUACACGCAAUUCUCGAACCUCUGUCGGCACCGACGAAUGCAUGCCGACUGUCGCGUUCAGAUCAAGUGUAACAAGUGCGGCCAAAGUUUCAGCACCGUAUCGGCUCUCUCCAAGCAUAAGCGAUUCUGUGAUUCGACAUCCGUCAACGGAGGACCGCUGCAUCCAUCCACGGCAGCCGCUCAGCAGCAAACAUCUGGCGUUCCGAAUCUACCGCACAACAUGGCCACACCACCCAAUCCGUUCCUCAUGUUCUCCGGGAAUCCAUUCUUCCCACCCGGCUUUCGACCGUACCCCGGAAUGCCGGGUAUUUUCCCUCCGAAUCCUGCACAAGCAUCACAGUUUCCGCUGUCGUUCUUUCCGAAACCAAAUCCCAGCCCGAUGGAAAUGGAUCGCAAAACACCCUCUCCACGCCAUCUGAAUUUGAUGGCGCAAUACGGUCAGCAAGCGAUGAAAAUUUCUCCGCCAACAGCGGAAGAAGCCACCAAUCAUAUGCGACCUUCUCCGGCACGACCCAUUCCGGUUAAUUUCAACUCCAUCCCAUCGAUGACAUCUACGCCGAUUCAGACGGGUGCUGCCGCAGCCAGUACCACCACAAGUUCCGCGUUGGCCGCUUUCAACAACAACAAUAACAACAAUCACAUCAAAGCAGAGCCGGUUCUGAAUUGUAGCCGUGAAAACGGUUCGCUAGACAGCAGUCUUCCCUGGCGUAGCGCAGAUGCUCACAGCUCCGAAGAUGAGCUUCCGUCGGCUGGAUCGAUCCGUGUGAAGGACUUCUCGAUGCACUCGGCGAUGGCUGCGGUCGACAAGCUAACGGACAUCACCCCAGAGCGUCGUACAUUGUCGUCACGGAAACGCUCGAUCGAUGUGGUAAAAGAGGAAGACGACGCUGACGAUGACGACGGUGACGAUGAGGACGACGGUGACGAGGAGCGACGAUGGAACGACGAGCAGGGAAGCGAUGCGGAGGUGCCUGUUGAGUUCACCAAAGAAUCAUCAACGGAACAACCGCUCGAUUUGAGCGUUGCAAAGAAACGGAAACUUACGCACAGUCCACCUACCGCGGAGGUAGCAACACUGUCACCAACACCACCAGCGCCUACUCCGGAGCCGGUUCCAGUGAGUACACCUCCGAAAACCGCCGUUUCGCCGCACAUGACCGCACCGAGUCCAUCGCCGUCACUGUCACCGCGUCCGUCAACGUCUCCUUCGUCGCCGGGCGCUCAGCAGAUCUCCUACCCAAGGCCCAUUUAUCCGAUGCUACUGGAGGCUAUGUACCGGCCGGGGAUCCCGAACUUUCAGCGGCCACCAUUCAAUUUUCUGGGAUCCCUUGGACCGAAUUUUGAGUUAUUGAAGCGAAGUGCUGCCUUUCCACCGAAACCAUUUCACGAGGCCAUAAUGGCUGCCGGCGGGCUGACCGGUAGUGGCAAGGUCAAGGACCGUUACUCGUGCAAAUACUGCGGCAAAAUUUUUCCUCGCUCGGCUAACCUAACCCGGCACCUGCGCACUCAUACCGGUGAGCAGCCCUACAAAUGUCGGUACUGUGAACGGUCAUUUAGUAUCUCUAGUAAUUUGCAGCGUCAUGUGCGUAAUAUACACAACAAAGAACGCCCGUUCAAGUGUCAUCUGUGCGAGCGCUGUUUCGGUCAGCAGACGAAUCUCGAUCGGCAUCUGAAAAAGCACGAUGCUGAUGCAGCAGGGCUCGGCAUUGGGCUAGGAGAUUCGCCCUCGUCCAACGAGGCUGAGCGGGAGGAUACGUGCUUCGAUGAAAUCCGUUCGUUUAUGGGCAAAGUGACAUACGCAGGUGCGGCUGGGUCACACCAUUACGCAGGACAUCUGUACACUCCGAUCGAUGUGACGAGCGUUGAACCGGAAAUGGAGGAUGGAUCCAGUGAUGUGGAAAGCGAUAUUAUCAACAUUGUCUCGGACAAGGAACCGAUGAACAAUAACGGGACGAUAGAAGUUUCAACAUAAGAAAAUGUUUUGUUUCUGUAAGGACCGAAGUAUGCAAAUUUGUGUGAGUGAGUGUAAAUCGAGCUGUUGAAUGGACCAAACCAAAAAUAUCAAUCCCCAUUAGCGGUCCUACUAUUAAUCUAUGAUUUGUACAUAUUUAAGGACCCAAUAUGCUGUAGACUAUUCAAAUCUAAGCUCACUAUUAGCAAAUUAAUCUAACAUCAAGUGCAUAACCAUUGACCAGGCUCACUGAAUAGUUUUAAGCGUAAAUUUACUUAAAUCUUAACAUUAAGCUCAAAUUAGUUGUAAGAAACACUGUGUACAGAUACAACACCCCCUAAUCGUAGAACAAAUAUUUUCGGUGAUAUUGAUAUUGUUUUUAUAAUAAAUUUUCAUUAGUCAGUAUGAAAGUUAAACUUUUGCAAACACACUUAAAAGAAUUUAGUUGAUACCAAAAAAAUACAAAUAUUGCACGUCUAGAGCACAGUUAUCAGUAGAAGAAUUUUAUAUGCGUUCUUGUAAUGAAAUUUGGUUUACAUUUUGUAACUUAUUAUGUGCGGUUAUAUGAGAGAGAACUAAUAUAAACACAUUUUUUAUAUCUAAGACAAAAAAAAAACAGGUGGACAUUUCGAGAUCGCAAACAAACUCACUGCAAACUACGACUAAAUACAAAACAUAUGAAAUGAAUUGUUAGUUAGUUCUAACCACAGCAAACCCUUACUUUAAGCGUAAUUUUUCAAUCAUUCAAAAUAAAUCAAUUUCAAUGACAAAAAGUUA